Saccoglossus kowalevskii is the source of this 2418-nucleotide messenger RNA. Its product is annotated as protein tweety homolog 2-like. NCBI's taxonomy places the organism in Eukaryota, Metazoa, Hemichordata, Enteropneusta, Harrimaniidae. The record is from RefSeq and is a predicted model, not a curated record. Gene Ontology annotation, cellular component: plasma membrane. Gene Ontology annotation, molecular function: intracellularly calcium-gated chloride channel activity; volume-sensitive chloride channel activity.
GUGAUUAUUGCAGUGUGCUAAAAUGGCGGUGUGAGUGACAAGCUCAACAAGUUCAGGAAAAUCUCUCUUUUCUCCCGUCGGGUUAUCGUUUCUCGGCGGAAGGGAAUCUAUUCUACUUGUGCGUUGUACUAAGAAGUUAGUUUCAGUUACUUGGAUUAUGGAGGCGCAGAAUUAUACGGCAACAUGGUUGGCGGAAUGGCUUCACAGUUGGCCCCGACUUAUGAUAUCACAGGGUUUCAUGGAGACUAACUCGACGUUCGCUCCAGACGACUACGAUUAUUUGGAGGCGCUGACAUUCUGGGGAGCUAUUCCAAUUGCUUUUUUAUUUCUUUCACUACUAUUCUUCUUGGUGUAUUUCUGCUGCUGGUGCUGCUGCUGCCGACACCCAAAACCCAAACGUAGAAUACCUUGCUUGAAAUGUUUUCUUCUACUAUUUACUGUGCUUUGUCUGGUAGCGCUUGCAGUUGGUUUCUAUGGCAACCAGCUAAUGAAUACUGGUGUGAGCGACGUUGCUGAUGCUGCAGAGAAUGCCAAUGAGACAAUAGUAAAAGUAGAAACGCAGGUGAGUAUCAUUGACCGAACUCUAAGUGAUGACUUGACUCAGAGUCUUGAAGACUUGAAAGGAACCUUUUCUCUACCGAUCAGCAAUGUCACGGUGCAGGAAAAACUCCAAGAGUUGACAUCUGCUAUGAUCCUGUAUGUCGAGGAAGCUGCAGACAGCGUAGUAGAAGUCAAACAGGAAAUUGAGAAGAUAAAUGUGGAAUUCAACGAGGUUGCCAGCAUGAUAAGACACUACGAGUUUUUGAGGUGGCUGGUUACCAUUAUAGUACUCUGCUGGGAAGCCAUCGUGUGUCUGCUUGUAUUCCUCGGUGUUUGCCGCUCAUCCAGAUGUGUCCUCUUUUUAGUUGCGGCACUCGGUUUAAUCACUCUAAUUAUAUGCUGGACAGCCUUGGGUGUUAAGCUGUUUGUGUCACUCGGUACGAGUGAUUUCUGUGUUUCACCAGAUGUUUACAUCACUGAUCAAACUGCAGAGUUUCCACUUGGUGAAGAUGUUGUGGAGUACUAUGUGUACUGUUACCCGGAUACGGAUAAUCCAUUCCAAAAUCCCUUGAAAGAUGGACAGACGAACUUAGAUCUGACACAAACCAAUAUCCAUAAAGUAGAGAAAUUGGCUGCAUUGUAUUACCCAAAAGCCAUGAGCACUGUUCAUGUCAUAGUUAGAGGGUUGAACCAGACUGAGGCGGCGAUACAUCAAGUGGCUGCCCUUGUGGAUUGUGAUGUCUUACACAGUGAAUACAUGAGAGCUGUAACUGGCGUAUGUUAUUGUGCGCUUGAUGGUUUGGCAUUGUUACUGGUGAGCAUUGCCGGUGCCGGAUUCUUGUUUGGUCUCAUGGUGUUAGUUGCAUCCUGUGCUUGGCGUCGCUUAGCAACAAAGAAAAACUACUACAAAGUGGAGAAGACAGAUGGGUUGUAUCCAAAGCCUCAGAGUGAUGCGACCCCCUAUCUUGAUGCUUAUUAUAGUCAUAAUACAACUAUGCCUGCUAUACUGAGGUCACCUGAUCCAGAAGUCAGUUCCAUAAGUAGUACCGGUCGAGGAAGUGUGGAGAUUGCACAACGUGCCAAUCAGUACACUGGAGGGCCAACUACCCAACAACUACCUAAUGGUGAACAGACACUGCCACUGAUACGAGGGUCACCACCACCAGCAUAUCAUCCCGUCACCGUUGACCACACUCCACCUCCGCCAACAUCCAUCCCGCCAAAUCCAUAUGACGAGUAUACAGUGGAUCAAUAUCGGCAGAUAUGUAUACACUAAACAAGUGUGCACCAUCUUUUGUGUUCUAAGUCUGAGAGUUACUGUUUUUUCUAGCACAACAGUUUUUAUUAGAAGACUAGCCGUUUUUAUUGAAGAAUGCUUGUUAGAAACGGUGAAUCUUUGCUGACAUUGAUAAUCAGGCACAUUGUCAACAGCAAGAGUUACAUAAACAACAACUCUCAAUUAUUAAUCAGGUUUACUAGGAUUUUUAUUUCCUUGACUGCCACGGUGAUUCUAAGGCAUGUAGUGUGAAUCCUUUGACAAUCUGUGUAUUGUCAUUAAGACGAUAAAUUAGUUUGUAUCAAAAAAUAUCAACAAUUUAAGUUCAGUAAAUGUGAUUUUAACUUUAUUUUCCUUAAAAUCCACAACUUAGUGAUGUGCCUAUUUGACAUUUUUUUCUCAUAAAAUAUUAUUGUAAUCUUUAAUGUAAUGACAUUUUGUCUAAACUUUGACAUCACAAAGGAGUUGUUGUAACUCAUGAAAACAACAGAUUUAUAACAACCUGGCACUAGAGGGCUCUCUACAUUUCAAAGCCCGUUAAAAUAUUUCCCAGUCAUUGUACAGGUUGAUGUUUCAAUAAUUGCUGUAAAUACGGUGCCUUA